This is a messenger RNA of Hydractinia symbiolongicarpus, 1797 nucleotides long. Its product is annotated as disheveled-associated activator of morphogenesis 1-like. Bases 1 to 1797 code for a protein of 598 amino acids. Lineage: Eukaryota; Metazoa; Cnidaria; Hydrozoa; Anthoathecata; Hydractiniidae. The record is from RefSeq and is a predicted model, not a curated record. The transcript is spliced from 5 exons. Gene Ontology annotation, molecular function: protein binding.
AUGGCGUUUGAUAAAACAAUAGCCGCUUUGUUUUCAAAAAAGAAAACUCGAAAGAGAAAGAAGAAUAACUCAAGACCAUCUUCUCGUGCGUCUGCGACAUACAGUUUAGAAGAUCGAUCAAGUGAUGCAAGUUGCAGCGAUAUAUCACAAGAUGAUAUUGAAGUAACUCCAGUGGUAAUUGUGGAUGAAAAUGCAUCGCAAGCAGACUUCGCUACAGAUGCAAGUGAAGAUAACUCCGUUAACGCCUUCUCAGAAGACUCACAAGUGUUAGUUCGAAACAGGCUAAUCCGGAAUGUUGAUUAUGUGGACGGGCAAGACUUAGAUGCAGAAAAUGAGUUAAUUGAUGAUGGUCAUGAUGACGAUGAUUAUGCUGUCAAAUAUAAGCAUAAUGAUGACAGUGAGAGCGAAGAUAAUGAUGAUGUCUCGGUGACCCAAUUAUAUAUGGGCUCUUCAAGAUAUUUUCUCAAAACCAACGCAAGAUAUGCAAACGAGAGCAAGGAGAGAGAUAGGGAAGAUAAGGAAGCCACCGCAGAAAUGAAGAAAUUUUCAUUGAUGACGAAAUUGAAGAAUAGGAUGAAGAAACUUAGUAAUGAAGAGAAAGUAAAACAAAAGAAGGAAAAAGGUUGGGUACAGAGAGAAAUGAGAGAGGCUGAGAAGAUCAAAAAGGAAAGAAGAGCUGUGUUGAAACGUUUGAAUAAAAGAGACGAAAAAGAGCGAAAGGAACAAGAGAGACUGAGAAAUCUGAACAGAUCUUCAUGCAGCCGUAAUCAAGUUAUAUCCACUCACUCUACUUCUUCAAGUAUUCGUGAAGUUUACAGUCCAGUUAAAAUCUUCUCCAUUCCAAGAUGGAGACUACGUCACGUUUCACCGCUCAUUGGUGUUGUUCAAUCCAUGAUCACAGAGGAGCAGUGUCAAGGGCUCCUUCCAGAACAGUGCUUUCCGCCACCACCAAAACCAGAACCAAAAUGGGUGCCACCAAAAAGAACGCCGCAGCCGACUCCCACUCCUCCACCGACACCACCACCAAUAUCUCCUGGUUUACCAUCCAGUGUGACAUCCUCUUGGAUUGAUUUUAAUACAUUAAGACCUGAUACAAGAUCGAGAGAACUAAAGGCCGCUGCUAAACGGAGGCUUUAUGGAUUUGACAUCUACGGGAAUUCUCUUUGGGUAGAUCCUCUUCCUGAAGGUAUUGAAUAUUGCUACAUUGAAAACGGGAUUGAUGGUCCUGAAAUUAUACGCAGACUUUCACAAUACCGCUCAGAUUGUGAUUAUAGAGAUCGAUUGGAAGAAGAGAAGAAAAGAGCAGAAGAGAAUCCUCCUGAAAAUCCGGAUGAUCUUAUCGAAUAUAACCGGGAGACUGCUGAAAGGUAUAUGCGGGAUGCAUGUGAAGGGAAAGUUAAGGAAGAAUACGAAGAAGAUAAGAAAAGAAAAAAUAUGGAGUUUAGGAUAAGAAGAAGAAUUGCAGAAGGAAGCUAUCCCAAUGCAUCUGUAAAUGAGGAAGACUUACCCAGUUUGUUAAGGUAUGUGUGGAAAGGUAAAUUAAAGAAAGUAGAAAAAUAUUUAGCUGACAAACAUAAUCAUGAUAAAAUCAACAAACGAGAUCACAGAGGAAGCUUAACUACUCACAACUAUGAUAGCACUUUUUUCCUUUCUGACUAUCUCAGACGAUCAGCACUGCAUUACGCAGCUUCAUGGGGUUGUUGCAGAAUAAUGAAGAUGUUGCUGGAAGUACCAGGCAUAAGUUUGAAUCGAAGAGACGAAGAUGGAAAAACACCUCUGUAUAAGGUAUUGAAUUAA